AUGAACGGUAUGUGGCUGUUAUCUGUUGUCUUAUUCGUAGCUGCGUUCAAUGCAGUAAUUGGUUGUAAACAUGCGCAUUCUGCAGCUCUUUCUCAAAUUCAAUCCGUUGGCAUUGGAAUUUCAUCAUCAGGUGGUUGUAGUAAUCGUAAUAAUCCAAAAUGUACAUCACUCGAACAAGUGAAUUGUAAUGCUAUUCGUUGUUUGAAAACAUUGAAAACAUCUUCAGGAUGUGGUAUUACAGUUACUGGAGGCACAGAAACUGGUCAUGCUGGUGGAACACAUUCACAUUGGAAUGGAUAUAAAAUUGAUAUUUCACUCAAUUCAUGUAUAAACUCAUAUAUUACAAACCAAUUUGCUUAUAUUGGUCAACGAGGUGAUGGUGCUGCUCAGUACAGAGCAUCAAGUGGCAAUGUUUAUGCUAAAGAAGGCAAUCAUUGGGAUAUUACAUUCACUGCUCAAUUUAUAGCUGCUGUUAAUAGUUCUCACUUUUUGGGUGGUACGAUCAGUUGGCGUGUACAGAAUUCGGCGACUUCUAGUACAUGGGUAGCUAUACUCAUUACUCAAACAUAUUCUUGGACAUAUACUACUGGAAAAUGUGAAAAUGGUGCGAUUGCUGCAAAUCAACCAGUUCCUGGUUCAGGAGGAACACUAACUUGUUCACCUAGUUGCCCAGCUGGCUUUGGAAGUGUAUCUGCUACACCUCAUUGUACUGACGUUUCUCCGCUCAAUGGAAUCGUAGUUGGACAACGUUCAGACAUAGUUUUAAUACCAGAAGGUAGUGAUUUUUCAGUGAUUUAUGCGAGUGGUGCAUGGGGUAGUCUUACUUCAUUACCAGCAAAUACAGUGAUAUAUCCGAACUGUACUAUUGAAAUUACUGGUACCACUGCUGGUACUCGAUAUGCUUUAGCAAUUAUGGCAGAAGAUUUCAUCACUUCAGCUAGUACAACACCCCUAAGUACAGUACCUGUUCAAUUUCUUGUUGAAAUUAUGACUCCACCAUCAUGUUCUAUUCUACCUGAAAUAUUACAUACUGGAAAAUCAUGUACACCAAUUAAAAUGAAUGAAACAUUCAUAUCCCAAGUACUUGCUGUGAAUCAUUGUGGAGAAAAUGUUAUUAUUAUAGAUAUUGCUACAUUAUCUUUUUCUGGAAUGACUCAAGGAUCUCUUGUCAAAUUAAGUUCUCUCAUUUAUUAUAAAACUAUAACUUGGACACCAACUAUUGAUCAACUUGGCUAUCAAGUAAUGUGUGCAAUGGCUUUGAACAAUCAAUAUGCACAAUCAUCACAAUAUUGUUUCACGUUUUUUGUCACAGAAAAUGGUAUGGAUACAUGUCCUGGAGUUAUAGACAAUACUAUAACGACAAUUCCAUCAACAACAAUAUUGAUGGCAACAACAGAAACAUCAACAUCAACAUCAACAACAGAAACAUCAACAUCAACAUCAACAACAUCGACGGCAAUCCAAAUAGUAACAUCUGACUGUAUCAAUUGGCCAUUAAUUGCAAGUCUUGGUGCUUUAGCUCUUCUCGCUACGGCCUGUAACUGCUGUUUUCUUUGCCAUUGUUAUACAUUAAAUAAAAUGGCUAUUUAUCGAACUCGUACACAUUUCGAUAUUGAUACAUCAAGAUAUGAACAUGAAUAUAUAAUAAAUAAUUAUUCCAAAGUAUUCAGAUAUCUACAUAUAGAAACACCCGAUUAUGAAAUACGAAAUGAAGCUUGUAAAUAUAAUUUUAUUAUUGAACCCGGCCGUAGACAUAUAUUAAUUAAUGUUAUUAUGGAAUUUCCAUUAACAUUAACUGAAAGACGGUGUUUUGAAGUUAUAGCUGAAUGUUAUAAUGAAAUACGUACAUCAGCAUCAACAACAAAUAGUUCAACAGCAAAUAAUUCAUUAUCAAAUCCAUCAAGAAAAUCAUCGAGAACAAAUAUUAUGAGUCAAACAAGUAAAUUAAUUUCUCAUGAUGAAAAUCAAAUUGUUUAUUCUCGUGUACCAGAUGAAGUUGAUUUAUAUGACAGUGAUGAAUAUAGUGAUGAUGGCUUUGUAAAUAAUCGUCGUUAUGUUAAACUUCGUCUUGAUUUAGAUGAUAUAUCAUCAAUAAAAAAAUUACGAAUUAAAAUUAAAUGUACUUAUAAUAGAAUAUUAUCAAAUGAAUCAAUUGAACCACAAUUAUAUUCAUCAAUAAAUGAUCAACAAAAUUCAAUUGAUAAAAAUGAUCUAUCAUUACUUGAAUUAUUUCAUAAGACAAUUCCAUAUGAUAUAAAAAUUGAAAUAGGUACACAUACAUUUCAUGCACAUCGACAUAUACUUAUGUUACGUUCUGAUUAUUUUAAAACAUCAUUUGGAAGUCAUUUUAAUGAUUGUACAAAUAAUCCAUUAAAAUUAAGUGGUGAUAUUGAUGUAAAUGCAUUUGAUAUUUUACUAAAAUAUCUUUAUACAAAUCGUAUUGAACAUGCUAUUCAUGAUGAAUUGUUAUUAAUUGAAUUAUUUAAAUUAUCUGAUCGAUUUUUAAUUGAUUCACUUAAACAUCAAUGUCUUAUUGAAUUACUAAGAAAUCAUAUUAAUAAAGAUAAUGUUUUCUCAUAUUUAGAUUUAUUAGAUACAUAUCAUGGAUGUGAUGAAUUACGUGAAAAAUGCUUUGGUCUAUUUCAUAAAUAUUCAGAUUUAUUAAAAACACCAGCAUUUAAUCAUUUAGAAAAAAAUAAUCCAAAAUUAGCUCUACAAAUUUAUGGCUCAUUUUUCUAA
Messenger RNA from Rotaria sp. Silwood1, 2739 nucleotides. NCBI's taxonomy places the organism in Eukaryota, Metazoa, Rotifera, Eurotatoria, Philodinida, Philodinidae. The record is from the annotation of a GenBank genome assembly.